AUGGCACAAGCUGAAGACCAGCUGGAGCUAUUUUCCUUUGCAAACAACUUCUGGGGCCCUGAUGACCAUGGCGUGCCAGUUCUCUUGAACCACGUCUCUGACGUCAAAAUGACCUCAGAAGAAUUACACACCUUUUAUCGCGAGCGUGCUACGAUUGAGGACGAGUACGCGCGAAAGCUUCUUGCCUUGUCCCGCAAGGCCUUAGGCACGCACGAAAUCGGAACUCUCAAGCAGGCCUUGAACACGAUCCGCAUUGUCACUGAAAAUGCCGGCAAGUCACACGCUGCUGCUGCUGCGCAGUUUCGAGCCGAACUUGAUGAACCACUCAUGGCUUUUGCUAGUUCUCUUCGGUCACGUACAAAAACUACAACCGCUUUGGCCGAAAAACUUACCAAGGCGAAGCAGACUCAAAAUGCGACUGUUGAACGCCAUAGAGAACGUUUCGAAUCUGAGUGCAACAAAAUUAACUCGUAUUUUGCGCAACAAAACUUGCUUAUGGGCAAGGAACUUGAGCGCAACAACCAAAAGCUUGAUAAGGCCCAUGUUAAUGUUGAAAUAUUCAAGCGCGAUUAUCAAAACUCAUUACGCGUUCUUGCCGAGUCAACCGACCGCUGGGCUAAGGAUUGGAAAGACUGCUGUGACAAGUUCCAAGACUCUGAAGAGGAGCGUGUCAACUUCUUAAAGUCUAGUUUGUGGGCCUACACCAAUAUUGUAUCGACUGUUUGCGUCAGCGAUGACGAAGGUUGUGAAAGUAUCCGCGUGGCCCUUGAAAGUACCGAUGUUUUUGCCGACAAUGAGCUUUUUGUGCGUAACAAUGCGACAGGAUCUGAGAUUUUGGACCCUCCAGAGUUUAUCAACUAUCUUAAUGGAUUUAGCCAGGAUUCUACGAGCAGAACUUACAAGUCGGCUCGUUUCCCUAGAAUUUCUCAAGCUAACUAUCCACAAGAGUUUUUCAAUCCUGAUGCAUCGGUUUCUAAUCAGCAGCAACAGUUGGGUGGAUCUACAGGGUCUGCAAAUGGGUCUGAUUAUCUAAAUUCUGGGAGUGUUUCAUACGGCCGUCAAUCAACACUUGUAGGUCAAAAUCAGCAGCAGCAGCAACAACAACAACAACAGCAACAGCAACAGCAACAGCAACAGCAACAACAGCAGCAGCAGCAGAAGCAACCUCGCAAAGAAAACUCUUUUUCAUUAACUGAUAUCCCUCAUUUGGGCCCGCCUACCAACGAUGACUAUAUUGAGUCACAACGCAGUUCGCCUGUUCAAAGAGUUAUGUCCCGCCAAGAGUCCAUGUACUCAAACCCCACAUCUGUUUCCGAUAAUGAGCACGACUUGAACGGCAAGGGCCAUUACCAUCAUCAACCCCAUCCUGAUGACGUUCGAGACCAAAACUUGCAACAACCCCAGAUGGCUCUUCCAAGCGAUAGACGUUCACCCUCGCGUCAAAAUGUGUAUCAAGAAGAACCUGAAAUUAAAAGAGAGAGUCCAAGCUACGGAACACCUACACGAAUGCAUUACCAAGAUGCUGAGGAAUCUACGACUCCUAGAGCUCCAGUGUUGAACGAGCCUCAAGAACAACAACAGCAACAGCAACAGCAACAGCAACAGCAACAGCAACAGCAACAGCAAAAACAGUCUGUUGAAUUGCAAUCGCCACCCCAGGAAUCUCACCACAAUUCAGAGCCUGAGGAACCCAAACCUCGCACCUGGUCAUCUCCUUUCCGCAGCCGAGCCAAGAAGGAGGUCCGGAAAGGAUGGAAUGCUGGGGGUAGCUCGCCUACGUCUUCGGUUGCGUCAGCGCCUUCCGACACAUCGCCUGUACGCAACCCAUACUUGAACAAUAGCAACUCAAAUGUUGGGACAUCUCAGCCUGCGGCACGAAUUAGUCCUGCUCCUAGUAAUGGGUCGCUCAGCACUGGCGGUGGUAGUGGCAAUGUUUCGCCACAAAGACGCCCCCAGGAAUUGUAUGGGACGAAUCGCAAUAACUCGACUAUUUCCAACGGUAAUAAUGGCAGCAACAAUGAUGGGGGCAGUGCUAUUGAUGCAGCUAAGCCAUCGAUGGUUCUUUCAAUGGGUGACAAUAUGUUUGAUCUUGGGGUAAACCCCACGCGUAAUCUUGCUGAACAGAGGUCCAAGUCUGCAUCACCAGUGAAGAGCUUUGCACGCGAUGAUCCGAUGAUUUUGGCACUGGAGAAACUUAAGGUGACUGGAGGUGGGCCUCCUCCUCGGUCUACUUCUGGGUCUUCUUCGGCAGCGGACGGACAAAGUGGAACUUUGCGUCAUCAGCAAAGCUCUGCGCUUGGUAAGCCCCAGCCAGCAUUCACGUCAAACGAGAUGCAAGCUGCAUCCAACAAGUACUCGAACCAAACGCGCGAGAUGUUUGACGAAAGUGGGCGCACGGGACCUGGCGGGAUGCCUCGGGCCAACAGCGGGAGAAACUCUGGUGGUGGUGGUAGUGGCGGUGGCGGCAGUAACUUGCGCAAUGACCGUAGUGCUCCGCCGCCCAUGGAUCGUCGUGCAGUAUCCCCAGGGCCUGGUCAAAUGUCUGGGUCUGGGUCUGGGUCUGGUAGUAGAAAUAGCAUUGGGUACCAGCCGCAGGGCAUUCACUCAAUGCAGCGGCCUCACACAAUGUACGAGCCUGAUUUCCAGCAAGCUGCUGCGGCGGCCAAUUCUGCACUUGCACAUGGAGGUAACUACGAGGGCCAUUAUCAACAACAAGCCAAUACUUACCAGCGAUCGCAGUCGGCAUCGCCGGUGAAGCGGAUGGCAAGUAACGAGUAUUACACUAGUGGAGGGUAUAACAGUAGUGGCAAUGGGAACAGCAAUGGUGGAUAUAACCGAGCUCCUUCACCGAACCCAAUGAUGAUGCAGAACAGAGCUCCUUCUCCUAAUCCUAUGAUGAUGCAAAACCGUGCUCCUUCUCCCAAUCCUAUGAUGAUGCAGAACCGUGCUUCUUCUCCCAAUCCCAUGAUGAUACAGAAUAGAGCUCCUUCUCCUAAUCCUAUGAUGAUGCAAAAUAGAGCUCCUUCUCCUAAUCCCAUGAUAAUGCAACAGCAACAACAGCAGCAACAGCAGCAACAGCAAAGUACCCGUGGCAACUCGCAACGAUCGCACAAUUCUGUGGCUUCGUCACAGGCUCCGUUAUUUGAUGGGAACGAUUAUCACAGCAAGUAUCCGUCAAUGGGAAACCCUAGCAAGAACCGGCCCAUUUCGCCAACACCGUUCCGUCAGGCCAAUGGUAGCAAUGGAUUUACAGGCGUUAGUGAUCAUCGUUAUUCUCAGCAGCAACAGGAUCAGUAUAGACCUCGAAGCAAGUCUGCAGUGGAUAUGCGGAUGGAUUAUGGUAUGAACCAGGGACCUGCCAGUCAGCCACAACAACAACCACAGCAAUCGCGAGGCCGGCCGCUGGGCGGGGGUCCGCGCGGGACCUGGCCAACGGUGGCACUUGAUGGACGGCCUGCUAUAUUCUACGCGCGAGCCAAAUACGAUUACAGAACGACGAUGGAAGAGGAAGUAAGUUUCCGGAGCGGAGAUGUGUUGCUGAUUGUGAAGACAUUGGAAGAUGGUUGGUGGGAAGCUGAAGUGCUUGGAUCUGGUAUGGGUCUUGCUCCUAGUAACUUUUUGACCAGAGACGUUUGA
This is a messenger RNA of Magnusiomyces paraingens, 3636 nucleotides long. RefSeq lists its product as uncharacterized. Gene Ontology annotation, molecular function: phospholipid binding; protein binding. The transcript has a single exon. NCBI's taxonomy places the organism in Eukaryota, Fungi, Ascomycota, Dipodascomycetes, Dipodascales, Dipodascaceae. Gene Ontology annotation, cellular component: mitotic actomyosin contractile ring, proximal layer; cytoplasm; cytoplasmic side of plasma membrane. Bases 1 to 3636 code for a protein of 1211 amino acids. Gene Ontology annotation, biological process: cytoskeleton organization. The record is from RefSeq and is a predicted model, not a curated record.